Messenger RNA from Tilletiaria anomala UBC 951, 1524 nucleotides. RefSeq names its product sure-like protein. NCBI's taxonomy places the organism in Eukaryota, Fungi, Basidiomycota, Exobasidiomycetes, Georgefischeriales, Tilletiariaceae. The transcript is spliced from 4 exons. Gene Ontology annotation, cellular component: P-body. Bases 240 to 1430 code for a protein of 396 amino acids. The record is from RefSeq and is a predicted model, not a curated record. Gene Ontology annotation, molecular function: hydrolase activity.
GCGCAGAUGACAGCAGGCCCCGGAGAGAGAUGGCGACAUAUCACCAUUGCAGAGAGUUCCACAGAGCUCGCCAGCACCAUUCCUGAGGCACAUGAAUCACGGCCGGCAUGGCGUAGACUGGACCAAAGGACAAAAGAAGCUCACCGUCGCAGAAAGUGCAGAACAAAAUUACAAAAUUAACUUCCUGGGACGCGAGGACCGGCCAGUAGAGAACGAGACCGGCUUUGGAGGCCAUAAAAAUGCGCGUGUUGAUCACGGGAGACGACGGCCCACCGAGCAAGAGCUCGCCAUACGUGCUGGGACUCUAUCAGGCCAUCCGAGAGCAGCUCGGCUGGGAUGUCUCCGUGAUUCUUCCUUCUACACAAAAGUCUUGGGGCGGUCUCCAAUUUUCGGUGCACCAUCCCGUGAACGUGUGGUACUACUACCCGCGUGCCGACAAUGCAGACGGCUCCCACCCUGAAACUGAGAGCUGCUGGAGCUCAGUCCGACGGCCUAUAGAUUCAUCGCGCGGAGAACUUGCCGAAUGGAUCCUGUUAGAUGCCUCUCCUGCGACUUGUGCCAACGCUGGGAUCUUCAACCAAUUAUUCUUCUCUCCCGCCAAUGAAAACGAUGGAUACCAGAGUGACGGUUCCAGUGUAGGCAGCCUCGAACCCCCGCCGUUUGAUCUCGUCAUCUCCGGGCCCAAUUAUGGACGCAACACGGGUACUUCCUUUGCACUCGCCAGCGGCACAGUUGGAGCAGCGCUUGCGGCCUCAUUAGCCAAGAUUAAAGCCAUAUCGCUUUCGUACGGUCACUUUGCAACCCUGCCAGGUAAGUUCAAAGAAGCACAGAAAAAAUACGCACCAUCGGCACCCAGGGCCUUGUCCACCGCGUCUACCCCAGCAGGCACGACGGACGGCAAGCUGGUGCAGAACGGUCCGCUGAUGACGUACGAAGCGCCAAAGUCGCUCGUGAAGGAAGCGCACGACCUAGCUGUCAAAAUCAUCAGACGCCUCUGGGACGAGUGGGAGCCCGAGGUUGGCGUGUACACCGUCAAUAUUCCCAUUGCGUGGACCAUCAAGGAACCGCGCGUCGUGUGGACGACAAUGUGGAGGGGCGAGCACGGUAGACUUUACAUGGUGGAAAAGGAGCAUACAACCGAAUCGGACAAUCUUCCUGCAGGAGCCACAGAUUUGACAAAGCGAGAUGUGCCGGCGCAUGUCCCAAGCUCCGCGCCGCAGCCGCAAAGGAGGCUGCGUUUUGGACCAGAUAUGCAAGCCAUGCUUGCGCCGUCAGACCUUCCAGAGGGAACGGACAUUUGGGCCUUGAUGGAAGGAUGGAUCUCCGUCACGAGACUGCGCCCAGCCUUCGCUGAGGUUCUCACACCUGCCGCCUCAAAUGGGUCGCAUGCGCCCGAAGAACGCGCCGUAGGUAAACCAUGGAGAUUGUAGGAAAUUCCUGGCGCGACGGGACUGUGGCUAGAAAUGUGGGUUUGUAUUAGUCGUCACUAUAAUUUGCUUCAAUGCCACAGGUAUGGUCUGAUUG